AAAAUCUGUUGUCUAUGUUAUGUGGUGGUUUUUGCUGAUUACUGUGAAUGAAAUUCCAUCCACUCCAUCGAUCUAUAUCUAAUAUUUGGCUGAAAUUCUGAUGAUAGUGUCAGAUUCAUCCCCCUCUGUGCUUGUGCCGGAGGCUUCUCCAAGUCCAUUGUUAGCUGCCAGUCCAAGUCAACUCAUGUUGGGGGUACCUCUAAAACAAAAACACCAUUCCUACCACCUGACGUUAAUUCAAGGUGUUGGCAUUGCAGUUACGCUGGUGGCCGUCAUCAUGCUGUUGUUUCUGAUAGUUCUCAUUCGCCAGAAAAGCAGAGAGCUAAAGGAUUCUGAGAGUAUGGAUAAGAAUCCUUCAAAACUUUUUCCUUCUCUUCGGCCCAUGAGAAAAAUUCAAGAAGGUGCUUCAUCAAUGUUCCGAAAAUACAGCUACAGGGAAACAAAGAAGGCCACUGAAAAUUUUAGCACUGUCGUUGGACGUGGAGGAUUUGGGACUGUGUACAAGGCUGAAUUUAGUGAUGGUUCAGUAGCAGCUGUUAAGCGGAUGGACAACAUUUCAGAGCAGGCAGAGGAUGAAUUUUGCAGAGAGAUAGAACUUCUUGCCAGGUUGCAUCAUCGUCAUCUUGUUGCUCUAAAAGGCUUUUGCAUUGAAAAGCAUGACAGGUUUCUCAUGUAUGAGUUUAUGGCAAAUGGGAACCUAAAGGAUCAUCUUCAUUCCCCAGGAAGGUCUCCUCUGAGUUGGGAGACCAGAAUCCAAAUUGCCAUUCAUGUUGCUAACGCUCUGGAGUACCUCCAUUUCUAUUGUGAUCCACCACUAUGUCAUAGAGACAUCAAAUCAAGCAACAUCUUAUUGGAUGAGAAUUUUGUUGCAAAGGUUGCAGAUUUUGGCCUUGCCCAUGCUUCAAAAGAUGGUUCAAUUUGCUUUGAACCAGUUAACACUGAUAUCAGGGGAACUCCAGGUUACAUGGAUCCUGAAUAUGUGGUCACUCAAGAGCUCACUGAGAAAAGUGAUAUCUACAGCUAUGGCGUGCUAUUGCUGGAAAUAGUGACUGCAAGGCGGGCAGUAGAAGAUGGCAAGAAUUUAGUAGAAUCAUCCCAGUUUUUCUUGGCAUCGGAGGCAAGAGUAACAGAGCUUGUAGACCCCCGAAUUAAGGAAUCCUUUGACUUAGACCAACUUCAGAUGGUUGUGACCAUUGUGAGAUGGUGCACCCAGAGAGAAGGCCGUUCUAGGCCUUCCAUCAAACAGGUUCUCCGGCUUUUGUAUGAGAGUUCAGACCCAAUGCAAAGUGGAUUUAUACAAGCUGUGGAAGAUGAAGAGUAUGAAGGAAAUGAAGGGAAGGGAAGAACUAGUAGAGGGAAAUCACAUAGGAGUGGGCCUAUUUUUCACAGUGGGGAUGCAAGAUAUCUUCCUUCUUCUUCAAGUACAUCUAGGUCAUAUUGUAGCAGAAGCUUUUUACUUGAGACUGGUUCACCGCAAUCUCCCCCAAAUAUGCUCUCCCUUUGAGGUAAUUCAUUUGUUCUCGAGAUGACAACCACUGGGGAGACUUGAGCCACUUAGACCAAGUCAUGGUUGAGAAUCAAAAGUCGUUCUUUUGUAGAGCAACCCAACAACUUUUGAGCUUAUAUGUAGAAAGGAAAACAAGACAGGAGAUGAAGAGAAGACAUGUUAAAAUUUUCCAUCUUCUGUUCUUAAAGUUUUUGGAGAAUUCUGGCAUAAAUGUUAUGUUCUUGGCCUGCAUUAUUGAAUUUGAAAGACUGGAAAUUGCCAGAAUUCGGUUAUGAGGACUAACCAUGUCUGCACUUGGAUAAGAAAAAGUACUGUAAAAUCACUGUAUCUUCUUUUAUCUCUUGAAGAUGUAGAUGAGUGAAAAUAAGGGGUAGAAUUUUGGAUUUCUGAAAGGAUUGGUUUUAGUUUGACAACUAGAUUUGCAUCUCUGUUAUUUAGAGUUAGAUUUUGGAUUUUGUGUGUAAGAACAUAAUUCUUUGUGACAUUUAAUCCCAGCAUGGAUUGUCUACCUUGUCAUGUAUCUUGUUUAGUCAUUUAGAGUCAGAUUUUUGGAGUAAAAAUAAGAUGAUUCU
Molecule: messenger RNA, 2079 nt
Organism: Rubroshorea leprosula
Lineage: Eukaryota; Viridiplantae; Streptophyta; Magnoliopsida; Malvales; Dipterocarpaceae
Source: the annotation of a GenBank genome assembly